Molecule: messenger RNA, 1714 nt
Organism: Cannabis sativa
Lineage: Eukaryota; Viridiplantae; Streptophyta; Magnoliopsida; Rosales; Cannabaceae
Exons: 10
Coding region: 134-1507 (457 amino acids)
Cellular component (GO): cytoplasm
Source: RefSeq, a predicted model, not a curated record
GUUGUAAACAUCUUCCACGUGUCAACUCAAUUGCAGUCCCCACUAGUAGAGAGUGAUAAACCCUUUUAGAAAGAAACCCCAAAAAGCCCUUUACCACAAACAAACCAUCGACCAGAGACCAGAGAGAGCUACCAUGGCUUCGUUAUCAGCGGACCUUGGCUUAGCCACCGCCAUAAUCGCCCUCACUUCUCGGACUCCGUCACCGGCCUCACUUUACCGGCUUCGAACCGCAGUCCAUUUCCCUCUCCUAUGCAAACCCGCGGUAAGCUUCUCCACUUCGUCUUUUCGCUCAGGACUCCUUGCCCUCGACUUCGCCAAGCCGAGGCUCGGCUCUAGAAGCCGCACUGUGGCUUCUUCUGCCGCAACCACCUCGCAGGAGAGCGAUACCUCCGACGUUAAUACGAAGAUUCCACCCGAUAAUAGGAUCCCGGCCACCAUAAUCACCGGUUUCUUGGGCUCUGGAAAGACAACAUUGCUUAAUCAUAUAUUGACUAAGGAACAUGGGAAGAAAAUUGCAGUUAUUGAGAAUGAGUUUGGUGAGGUAGACAUUGAUGGUUCUUUAGUCGCUGCAAAAACUACUGGGGCUGAAGAUAUUGUUAUGUUGAAUAACGGUUGCCUUUGCUGCACUGUGAGGGGUGAUCUUGUAAGGAUGAUAUCAGAGUUGGUGGAGAGGAAGAAAGGGAAAUUUGAUCAUAUUGUGAUUGAGACUACAGGGUUGGCGAAUCCAGCACCAAUCAUUCAGACAUUUUAUGCUGAAGAUAAGAUUUUUAAUGAUGUCAAGUUAGAUGGUGUUGUCACUUUGGUCGAUGCCAAACACGCUGGAUUUCAUUUGGAUGAAAUCAAGCCGAAAGGAGUAGUUAAUGAAGCAAUAGAGCAAAUUGCUUAUGCUGAUCGUAUUAUUGUGAAUAAGACUGAUCUUGUGGGAGAGCCAGAAAUUGUUUCAUUGGUUCAACGAGUUCGGAAAAUCAAUAGCUUGGCUGAACUCAAACGAACAAAAUUUGGACAAGUAGACUUAGAUUAUGUACUUGGUGUUGGGGGUUUUGAUUUGGAGAGGAUAGAGAGUGCCAUUGAGACUGAAGGUGCAAAGGAAGAUCAUCAUGAACAUGGGCAUGAUCAUCAUCACGAGCAUGAUCAUGGGCAUGAUCAUCAUCACCAUGAUCAUGAACAUGAACAUCACCAUGAUCACCACGCCCAUGACCAUACUCAUGAUCCAGGUGUUUCUUCGGUCAGUAUAGUUUGUGAAGGGAGCUUAGAUCUUGAGAAGGCUAAUAUGUGGCUUGGUACAUUAUUGAUGGAACGAAGCGAAGACAUAUACCGGAUGAAAGGUCUUCUAUCUGUUCAGGGAAUGGAUGAGAGAUUUGUUUUCCAGGGUGUUCACGACAUAUUCCAAGGUUCACCUGAUCGGUUAUGGGGCACAGAUGAACCAAGAGUUAACAAGAUAGUUUUUAUAGGUAAGAACUUAGAUGCAAAAGAACUAGAGAGUGGUUUUAAGAGCUGUUUGCUGUGAUUACUAAUACUAAACUAAGGUUUCAGCAACAUGUAAUACCACAUUUGUCACUCUCACUGUCACAUUUGAGUAAUGUAAUUUUGCUCAUAUCUUGUUUUGGUUUAAUUCUUAGUAGAAAAUCUGUCUUCUGGUCUUCGAGUUGUGUAUCAAGGAUCCUUUUUUGUAUAAUCUAUAAAUUAAAGUUGAAUAACAGGAGAAAUUUAUUAA